Molecule: messenger RNA, 2785 nt
Organism: Anastrepha ludens (Mexican fruit fly)
Lineage: Eukaryota; Metazoa; Arthropoda; Insecta; Diptera; Tephritidae
Gene: dsx-c73A
Exons: 5
Coding region: 1-2607 (868 amino acids)
Source: RefSeq, a predicted model, not a curated record
AUGAGAUUUUCCCGGCUAUCUCCUCUGGCUAUACUGGCUACCGCCACCUGCCUCAUGGUCCUACUGCAGUUCUGCAGAGCUACAAAUGCCGACUAUCCUGGCGUCAUUGAGUUGGUCGGUUAUAGUAAUCGGCGCGCACGCACGCAUUACAUGCCACCUGCCGGCGACUUUCCCACAAUCGCUCCACCACCCGCCAAAAUUCAGGCCGAUAUUGAAACGGUUAAAGCGAACAUCGAAAAAUACAAUAAACUACUCACACUGGAUACGAAAAAUUUGCCGGAAUCGCAAAAGGAUAUGCUGGAGCGCAUAGUCGAGCGGGUGGCACGCCUCAAAGAGUCACUGGACAUAGACGACACCGAGCGCCUCACAGCAUCAACCAAACCCAUUGCGAACGAUGCACCCGCAACCACCGCUUUUAAUGCUGGCAGCAGCGAAGAAACGGCAGCUAAAAGUACAGACAUAACCACGGAAGCCUCAACUAAUACCGAAGCCGAGACGGACCCCACGCUAGUUUUGGACGAAACUACACUCUUGCAACUGCAGACCUCUAUGGACGAAUUGGCUGCUGCACAGGCGGCAGUAACGGCACAAACUCCCUUUGCACGCGAUUUACCCGCCACAACGGAGUACAAUUUCAAUGCAGCUGAUGGCGCCGACAACGAUGCUGAACAAACGGAGAGUGUCACAGAAAAUGGCGAAAAUGAGGACACAACUGAGAGUUUGCUAGCAGGUGGCACAUCGGGUGUAGAUUAUCCCACCACUACUGGCGAUCCGCUCACUGAUGCCACCGAUGCCGAUGAUCAGUUUGUUGCAGCACGUUCUAACAAUAAUAUUGCUGCUGCCUCAAUAAGAGCCGAGCCAGAGGAAUCGAACGGUGGCAUUACCACAAUUGGCAGUCAGCGCACACUCACCACUAGUGGUAAAUUGACGAAAACGCGCGCCACAAAGCGGCCUGGCUCCGCUGGUAUUACUAAAACGGGCAAUACGAAACGUGGUCAAAAACCUGGCACUACUGCUGGCAUACACCGACACACAGGCAGCAAUAAGCAGAAGUUGGCCACUACUACCACACAACCACUGCAAGCCUACCAACGGCCACAACAGCAGCACCAACAGUCGAAACAGCCACAAUUGCAAUACCAGAAACUACAGGCUCCACAGUUGCCGUUGUCAGCCUCUUCGCCCUUGUAUCAGGCGCAUAAAGUGUCUGUGGCAUCGCCUGCAACGCUUGCCACAGAUAAGACCUCUGCUGCAGCUACUGCUGCUGCUGCUUCUACAGUGUCCAUUUCAUCAGCGUCCACCUACUCCUCCACACCGAUCACCACUACCUUGGUCAACAACUAUGGCAAUGCGAACAAUGACAUGGACUACGAGCCGCAAGUCAAUACGUCGGCGUUAAUUGAUAGCCUGAAUAAUGCACGCGAAGAGUUCUACCUGCAGAAGCAAGGCGUCAGCAAUAAGGAUAAGAAACCAUCGGCCACUGCAAAACCCACAAAGUAUCACUACUAUCCACACAAUCAACAUAUUUACUUGCUGCCAGAGUGUGCGAUACAGCAGGUCUGCAAUGCGGUUUAUGUGCGUCUAAAUUACACACAGCCAUUGUGCGCCUGUCCAUCAAGAUAUCGUGAUCCCUGCUCGGCCAGUUUGAACGAGGACGAUCAGCAUACAACGAAAUUGGUGGGCGAUAGUAAAAAGAAGCAGGCAAUUACUUUGGCGAAGACAUGCGAAGCCACGACAGAGAUGCGAGAAUGCAACUCACCCAAAGAUUGGUCAUUAUUGGCGCUACAGAAUAUACGCACUGGCAAGUCACAUUAUUUAAUCAUCUGCAGGUGUCCGGAUCAUUUCAAAAUGGAGGGUCCAAUGGCCCAUGAUCAGCCCAAAUACGCCAGUGUACCCGGCAUACGAGUGUUUGGCAUGAUGUGCGUCAAGCCUGGCUACUCAGUGCGCAAGCCAUCCUCACAACCACCCAAACGCUAUCAGCUACAGAAACCAUUGUACCGGCCAGGUACGCAAAGCAGUAGCGCCUACAUAAAUGUGCCACAAUAUGGUGUUAAAGACACGUACGGCCGUCCAAGCUCAUCAUCGUCAUCAUUUUCUGCCUCAUCGUCGGCGGCCAACAACAACAAUUACCACCCGGAAAAUAGCUUCGCAAACCAACAUCAAGCUGGCGGCUAUCAGUAUUUGAAUCGACCAGACACUAACAACAAUAUUAACCCACAUCAAUCGCUCAGUGUUAAUAACUAUCGACCGGAUACACUCGCUUCGAUUAAUAAUUUCCCAACGGGUAUCUAUGGACGCAACAAUGAACGCAAAGGUGAAACACCAAUUGAGGCAGCAAAAGAUGAGGAUAAAUCAUUGAUCACAAGCACACAACAGUCAGCUGAAACUGCGGCUACUGCUGGCAUUGAAGAGACAACGGCGAACGCGAACUUAAGUAGCGACGGAGAUUUGGUGUCUGCUGCUUCCCAGCAACAAAGCGAAGAAGAGGCACAAUUGCGUCAAAAACGCUCAGUAGUCGUUGGAGCGGCAAACGAUUGGGAACACAAUACGCCCGAAUUCCCGUGGGAUCGUGUAAUGGAGUUUCAGCAGACGAUCGUCUGGGAUUAAGAGGAAGGCGGCAGUGGCGUAUGAGUAAUUUUCUUCUUCUUCUUCCUUUUUUAAGUGUGAAAGUGAUCGUCGUAUCGGUAAAAGCCCGAAUAGAGUUAAUAUUACAAAACAGUGAAAACGAAAGUAAAAUUAAGCGUAUAAAGUUGUAACAGGCGUGGAAGUUUUGUGAAACAAAACU